CAUGACAAACAAUAAUCUUGGUAAUCUCAAUAAUCCACCAAAUGUUAACAUAUUACUGCAGACUCACAGCGACAUGAUUGAUCAACUCAGAAAAGAUGUAAAUGAUCUUAACAAAAAGUUCACAACACUAGAAAACAA
Ambispora gerdemannii is the source of this 138-nucleotide messenger RNA. The record is from the annotation of a GenBank genome assembly. Lineage: Eukaryota; Fungi; Glomeromycota; Glomeromycetes; Archaeosporales; Ambisporaceae.